AUGCUAAAAAUUGAGGAAUAUGUUUGCAACUUAAAAGAAUCAAAUACCCUAUUCAAUGAUGCUCUAAGAAUUGAUACUCAUGAGUCAGUAGAGCCUUACGAUAAUACUAAAUUGUAUUAUAAUUUAGCAUUUACAUUAGUUAGAACCCAAUCUAUAAUAUUGCACCACUUGAAUAUUUUUAAAGCGUAACCGAAAAUAAAUAUUCAAACAUCUUUAGUUCUUGUGUUUAAUCUCUAAAAAAUGAAGAACUUUAAUCAACAAUAAAAUAAGUAACAAAAAAAAGAACUUUUUCAUUCGCUGAAUCUUAAUAGUUAAAUAAGGAUGCCGCAUGUAAUAUUUCAGCUGAUUUUGGAUAAAAACCUUAGUAGCCAGCAUAAAAGGAUCUGAAAUUUUAAUCUAAAUUUAGUUAUGCAAGCAAUUUAUAAAAUAUUGAGACUCCCAAUAAAGAAAGGUAGUAUUUAUAAGAUUCUAUGUUGGUUUUACAUAACAGCAUACCUUAAUCCAAAUUUAGUUCACCUUAAAAGAAGUAUGAUAAGGUUCAAAAAUUUAAAACUACAAAUUCUAGUUUUGAUGCAGAAAAAAGUGAAUUAACUUAAACAACUCAAGUUACAAAGAGUAUUUGUAAAAACAAUUACAAGGAAUUCGAAUCGAUCUUUAAAGAAUGCUAACAUAAUUUUGAAAAGAACAAGGCAAGGAAAACAGAUGAAUAUAUAGCUUGUAACAUAUAAUGA
Molecule: messenger RNA, 731 nt
Organism: Paramecium octaurelia
Lineage: Eukaryota; Ciliophora; Oligohymenophorea; Peniculida; Parameciidae
Source: the annotation of a GenBank genome assembly